AUGGAAUCACCCAAACCCCACGAAACGGUCACAAAUUUGGAAACAAACAUACGGCCGACUGGGAGCAGCAACAUUGAGGACAGCGAUGCCGUAAAUAUCCCAAUACAGCAGCAAUCUGCACCGCAACAUACUGACGUACCGACUCUACAGAUAGAGUCGGAGGGUGAGGUUGCGUUUCCCGAUGAGGGUCGAGAAGGUCACGAGAAGGACAACGUGCAUAUAAGUAGCAACCAAACCAGAGACGCGAUACAUGAUGACGAGCUGAAACUGGACCUAUCUGAGGGUAUAGAUAGCGAACAUUUUUCUAAGUUGAUGGAACUGGAUUCUAAAGGCGAUGUGGAGGAUGAUAUACCAUUUUCAGCUCACGAGAUCCUUCAAGAGUCGAUUGCAAGGAAUAACCACGAGGUAAAGAGCCCACAUGGCGAUUUGAUAGUGAAUUUUCCCAAAGUAGAAGACAUUGGAGAACCAGUAGAUUUACCGGACUCAUUAUCGCCAGUGGAUGAUGCACCGGAUCCUAUCCAUGGGGACACAGACAUUACUGGGGACGGAGGAGACGUCACAGUACCACAAAGCUAUCAGAAUACACCUCAACUGUCAUCGAUAAAGGAGGAGAGUGGCUCACCUGAACAUCAGGGGGUAAGUAGGUUGCAUAGCGAUAUUGAACAACUGGAUGAGGGACACAUACCCGAAACAGAUCAAGCUAUGCACACAGACAUACCUCCUCUAUCACCGCUUGUUGAUGCCAAAACAGACGGACACGCGGGUCAGACUACUGACUUUGUAGAUAACCCUUCAACGAUACGAACACAGCGAAAGGGAUCGUUAAUACCAGGCACGUUCCAUCCAAAGGAUACGAGUGGGAACCUAAAAUUGGAGAGCGACCCGAAUAAUCCAAACCAGGCACCACGUGCCGGUGAAAUCAACAAGAUGGCCAGGAUCGGAUCGUCACCGGAAAUCCCAGAGGAGCAAGGUUCGAUAAUUGCAUACGCCAGGUUAGACUUCCCCAAUUUCAACUUUUAUGUGCAAACGCUGCACGCAGUAAUAGGCAGGAAAUCCGAGAACGAUACAACGCAUAAGGUUGACGUCAACUUGGGUCCCCUGAAGUCCAUAUCGAGAAGACACGCUCAGAUAUUUUAUAAUUUUGGGAACGGCAGAUUUGAACUCUCCAUUAUCGGAAAAAACGGCGCCUUCGUCAACGAAGUGUACGUCGGUAGAGGCAACACAGUUCCUUUGGAGCACAAGACGAAGAUACAGAUCGGCGGUAUACCGUUUUUGUUUGUACUGCCGGAGAAGGACAAGCAUGGUGAGGAAAUUAAUGCGCCUCUAGAUGAGGGUGCCACGACACCAUUGAUAAAAGAUAAUAAGAUACAGGACGUCAAACCGCCCGCAAAGGUGAAUAUGAAACAGGAGGUGAAAGUUAAGAAGACCAAAAAAAGUGAUGCAGAAAAGGAGCAAUCGAGCAAGAAGAAGGCCGGUAAGGGAGCCACCAAAAAAAUCAAGGAGAAGAAGCCUCCGAAACCACCAAAGAAAGUUUACACUUUGGAUGAAAUCCCCAUGGAAUACAGGACAAAACCGACAGUUUCUUACUCCGCCAUGCUCACAACAUGUAUACGAAAGUACUCCAAUGAGAAGGGCAUGUCUCUUUCAGAGAUAUAUGGAGGUAUUAGAGAACUAUUCCCAUACUACAAAUACUGCCCUGACGGUUGGCAAUCUUCUGUACGGCACAAUCUGUCAUUAAACAAAUCAUUCAGGAAAGUUUCCAAGGAGGGGAAAGGUUGGCUCUGGGGGCUCGAUGAGGCAUACAUAGCCGAGAGGGAGCGGCAGAGGCAAAAGCAGGCAGAGGUUGCCGCCGCAAAGGCGCAGGCUGCGCAAUUAAAGCUUGAGCAGCAAAACCAACUGAAGAGUAAGAAAAUCACUGAAAACGCGCCCUCAAAGAAGGCGAUGAAGUUGAACAGUGGGGAUAGGAAACAAAGCAUAUCACAAACCCUUGCGGCGAACAGAUCGGGCACAAAGGCGAAUCCCGCAAACCAGCACAAACGCACGAUGGAUUAUCUGCAACAGCAGUUGGUGAUCCUGACGAAAGACCGUAAGGGGCUGCCUAAACAGACGAUCGCCACGAUUCUCACUCAGGCGUUGCGCAUGACCAUCAACCAGGUGACUCUUGCCGCGAAAGGGAAGGGCAUCGUUGGUAACCCGCUUGUUGCCCUGAUUGAAAAGAGUCCGCGAGAUUUGAACAUGAUCUUAGCUGCCGCUGUCAACGCGGCGACAGCGAAUACCACCGGCGGGAAGGUCAAACAGCUAGUAUCACCCGCGUUACUCAAACAAAUGUUGAGUCCUCCGCCAGCACCGGCUGCUGUGCAUCCCAAACCGUCUAUCCAUUCCGUGAUAACUGAGACGCCGAAGGAGCAUAGAUCGACUGGGAAGAUGGUGGGAAAUUCCUCGUUCGAUCCAACAUCAUUGUCUAAAUUCUUCCAACCUAAGAGCCAGCUAGGGUCCAGCCAACCUCCCUCCAGUGGUGGCGGUACUACUAAUAGUACUAACGCUACUGGCAAUGAAGCUGCCAAUAGCGAGGACGCUAGUGGAGCCACAAGGCCUGACCCAUCUGUCCUCAGUUUGAGUAAAUCGACGAGCCCCUCUGCUUCAGUAAUACCGCAGAAACGUCCACAAGAGAGCGAAAGUGAGAGUGAAAGUAGUAGUGGUUCAGGUACGAGCACAAGUGGGACGGACUCGAGUGAUGACGACGAUGACGAUGAUGAAGACGGGGAAGAAGAUAAUGACGACGACGACGACGACGACGACGACGGGAGCGAUGAUAGUGGCAACAGCGAUUCAAGCGACAAUACAUCGAGCGAUGACAACGACGAUGAUGACGAUGAUAGCGCGGCAAAGGAAGAGUCCGGUACAUCGUCUGAUGAGGCGGGCAAAGAUGGUGCGGCGACUCCGGUGGAAACCCGCCCGGCAACCAACGAAUGA
Molecule: messenger RNA, 2973 nt
Organism: Huiozyma naganishii CBS 8797
Lineage: Eukaryota; Fungi; Ascomycota; Saccharomycetes; Saccharomycetales; Saccharomycetaceae
Gene: FHL1
Product: Fhl1p
Exons: 1
Coding region: 1-2973 (990 amino acids)
Biological process (GO): regulation of ribosomal protein gene transcription by RNA polymerase II
Cellular component (GO): nucleus
Molecular function (GO): protein binding; sequence-specific DNA binding; DNA-binding transcription factor activity
Source: RefSeq, a predicted model, not a curated record